AUGCAUCUGGAACCUGGUGCCGGAGGGGGCUCCCGGAAGGGCCGAGGCAGAAUCUUCCUGGUGGCUGCCGCCAUGGAAACCCAUGAGAGCAGCACCCGUGUGAGGAACAGGCCUCAGGACCACAGAAAACAAAAACCAGGUGCAAGGUCUUCUAGCAAUGGUAAGAAGUGCGGGGGCCUUUACAGUUCAGAUGAGCCCGCAAGGCAAAAUGGGAAGAAAGUAACGUCCAGACCAUCAUCUGCUCCCCAGAUUGUUCAUGGCAAUGACCAUGCCAGUCGGGAGGCCGAAUUAAAGAAGAAAAGGGUUGAAGAGAUGAGGGAGAAGCAGCAGGUUGCUCGGGAGCAAGAGAGACAAAGACACAGGACCAUGGAGAGCUAUUGUCAGGAUGUCCUGAAACGUCAGCAGGAGUUUGAACAAAAAGGCUGUUUUCUACAGGAAGAAGUUUUGCAGGAAUUAAAUAUGUUUCCUCAGUUGGAUGAUGAGGCCACAAGGAAGGCCUAUUAUAAGGAAUUCCGGAAGGUGGUAGAGUACUCUGAUGUGAUUCUGGAAGUCCUAGAUGCCAGAGACCCAUUGGGCUGCCGGUGUUUCCAGAUGGAGGAGACUGUCCUCCGUGCAGAAGGCAACAAGAAGCUGGUCUUGGUCUUGAAUAAGAUAGACCUGGUUCCCAAGGAGAUUGUGGAAAUUAGUGAUGCACAUUUUUGUAAUAUUCCCCAUUUCCAGACUCGGUGUAAAGUUCCAGUGGACCAGGCCUCUGAGUCACUGUUGAAAAGCAAAGCCUGCUUUGGAGCUGAAAACCUCAUGAGGGUCCUGGGGAACUACUGUCGUCUGGGGGAAAUACGUGGCCACAUUCGUGUGGGUGUUGUAGGCCUUCCCAAUGUGGGGAAGAGCAGUCUGAUCAAUAGCCUGAAGCGCAGCCGUGCGUGUAGUGUGGGAGCUGUUCCUGGUGUCACAAAAUUCAUGCAGGAGGUCUACCUAGACAAGUUUAUCAGGCUGCUGGAUGCACCAGGCAUUGUCCCAGGACCCAAUUCAGAGGUGGGCACCAUCCUGCGUAAUUGCAUCCAUGUGCAGAAACUGGCAGACCCUGUGACCCCGGUGGAGACCAUCCUUCAGCGCUGCAACCUGGAAGAGAUUUCCAACUAUUAUGGUGUGUCUGGAUUCCAGACUACUGAGCACUUUCUGACUGCAGUGGCCCAUCGUUUGGGAAAGAAGAAGAAGGGAGGUGUCUAUAGUCAAGAACAGGCUGCCAAAGCUGUGCUGGCUGACUGGGUGAGUGGGAAGAUCAGCUUCUAUACACCACCACCGCCCACUCACACUCUGCCCACCCAUCUCAGUGCUGAGAUUGUUAAGGAGAUGACUGAGGUCUUUGAUAUAGAAGACACUGAGCAGGCCAAUGAAGAUACCAUGGAAUGCUUAGCCGUGGGAGAAUCCGAUGAGCUGUUGGGUGACAUGGACCCCCAAGAAAUGGAGGUCAGGUGGCUCCAUUCUCCACUCGUGAAAAUAGCAGAUGCCAUUGAAAAUAAAACCACCGUGUAUAAGAUUGGAAAUCUCACUGGGUAUUGUACCAAACCAAACCGUCAUCAGAUGGGGUGGCCUAAACGCAAUGUGGACCAUCAUUGCCCCCAAAAUAACCGUGUAGUGGAAGUCAGUUCAGUGGACCGCCGCCCGAUGUUGCAGAGGAUCCUGGAGACAGACCCACUUCAACAAGGCCAGGCGCUGGCAUCUGCCUUGAAGAAUAAGAAAAAAUUGCAGAAGCGUUCAGAUAAAAUCGCCACUAAGUUGUCUGACUCCAUGAUGUCUAUGCUUGACCUCUCUGGCAAUUCUGAUGACUGUGCUGAUGACUGAGCAGCUGACCUUCCCCUCAUACUGCAAGUACUGCUUCCUGUGGGACGGGAGAAUCCAGAUGCCUUUCCAUUCUCCCUGAUGUACUCACAUAGUCAAAAGCCUCCAUAUCAUGUAUCUUCUGCUGCAGUGCCCUCCCUUCUUAUCAAAGGUCUGGAGCUGCCAAACCCCAAUACCCUCUAAUCCUUUGUGUUUGUUUUUGUGGUGCCAGGAAUUGAACCUAAUAGGUCCUCACACACGUUAGACAACCAUUCUAUUACCAAACUGUAGUAUUUUCAUCAUCACUAUCAUGAAUACAUCAUUAUCAUUGGGGAGUCUGCUCACUCAGCCUCCCAAGUACAGGCUUUUGCCACCAUUCCCAGCUUCCACUGUGUUUUACAAGGUAAAUGAAAUCAGCAGACUCUUGGCAUGGUGGCAACAUUGGCCUGUAACCCUGACACUUGGGAGACUGGAGCUAGGAGGACUGCAAGUUAUAGGCCAGCCUGAACUGUCUGGCAAGACCCUUACUCAACAAAACACAAAUAAGCAGAGUCCAACUGGGCACAUACCUUUAAUCCUAGCACUCUGGAGGCAGAGGAGUUUCAGGCCAGCCUGGUCUACAGAGCAAGUUCCAGGACAGCCAGGGCUGCAUAGAGAAAGCCUGUUUGGAAAAAACAAACACUAAAACAACAACAAAAAAUUUGUAAUUAUUAAAAAAGCAAAUAAACAGAGUCCAAGUGUUGACAGUGUACCUUGCACUCUACAUUCCUGUGUCCUACCCUGUCAGUUAGGCUGAUAAGGGUUAACCUCUUGGACAGGUUCUAAAUGCUAGACUGCUGAGAAACCUGGUGGUGGUGGUGGCAGAAGUGGCGGUUGUCCCUAGAUGAGUGAUCCUUUUUGUUUUUAUCACCCUAUCUCAGUGCCAAGGCUCUUGUCUGUUAUUUUCCAAAUCAAUAGGUAGGUUCUCAUCUGGGUAAUGUAGGAGUAGAGGACAAUGGUGAGUCUUCUGUCUCUGGAAGUGUCUGGGAAUAGGAUAGAGGAUGAAGAUUCUAGAAGGAGCAUACCUAUCAUAGUAUGUUGGAAAGCCAUUGGCUGCAGGAUGUUCAGGAAAUGUAGACCAUACCUGUUUUCUGGAUGGUUAGGGGCUGAGCACAAACUACUAAACUCGGAGAAUCAGUACUGCCUUUAAGCUUAAAUAUAUCCCCUGCCAGGAAGGGUAAGGCUCAGAGGCUGAUAGAAUGUACUCAUAUCAACAUUAAGUAAGGUGGUGUGCUAGGUUUAAAGCUUGAGUCUAGGGGUUGGGAUUUAGCUCAGUGGUAGGCGCCAAGGCCCUGGGUUCGGAUCCUCAGCUCCAGGAGAAAAAAACUUAAAAAAAACUUGAGUCUAAUUAAAUCUUUUGUAGCCUUUUGUUUGUAUUAUUUUGCCUUCUCAACAAAGGAACACCACUCUGUAAUGUUUUCUGUCAUCAUGUAUUUAAAAUAGAUUUUCUCUACUCUUUUUUUUAAAAAAAAAACAAAACAGUAGUAUUUUAUGGAAAACUAUCCUUUCUAAGUCUCUUUAAAUGAUGUCUAACUUAAUUCACUGAUUUCAUCUUAAGUUUUGGUAGACAAUAAUGUAUUAGAAAUAAAAGCAUCUAGAUUCUUGGGAGCAUAAUCAUGUCAAAAUGAAAUAGAACUAAAACCAGCUGUGUGGCUCACACCAGUACUCCAAGAACUCAGGAUGCUGAAGCAGGAAGACGACUAUGAAGUUAAGUCCAGCCUGGGCUGCAGACUAAGAGGCAGUCUCAAAGCAAAACCAAACAGUCUGGGACUCUAGAUAUUCUAACUCUAAUGUAUCUCAAGGUGGCGGGUAGCGUGUGCAUGCACAGACAGAAGGUCUCCCCCAUAUAACCCAGUGUGAUCCUGAAUUUUUUAGCCCACUAAUUAGCUUUCUAAGUACUGGGAUCGUGGGUGUUUGCUGUCAUGCCUGACUAGUUCUUUAUUCUUAAAACAAAUUUCUGGAUCUUUAAAAAAAUCCUUUUUAUACAGUAAAUCUCAUCCUUUAUAAUUUUAAGUUCUGUAAGUUUGGACACCUUUUAACAGGGGUGGUCUGCCACCAUAAUCAAGAUAGAGAAUUUUUAUGGCAUUGUCCCCAAACUUACUGUGUCUCCUGUAGUAUAGUCCUGUCCCCAUCCUAAGAGCCUAGCAGGCCCAGAGCUCUUUCCUGUUCCGUAGUAUGAUGUUGUAAGUCACACAGGAGCUCAUUUUAUGGCAUUAAGCUUUUAGCUUUUUCCUUCUAAACCUUACAUUCACGUUAGAUGCGGUUGUAUAAGCUCCGAUAAAUGGACACAGACGAGUAAUCAUGAACAGAGGACAGAAGAGUUCUAUUAGUCUCCCCUCCACCAUUCCUGGUAUUUCAUAGUCAAAUCUUGUUCUCUCCCUGACAUUCACUGACGUGUGCUUUCACUUUAUGGACUGUCUUUUGAAAAGAGUUGUAAGUGGAAUUUAAUAGUAUGUAACUUUUGAGAAUAAUGUGCUAGAAAUUAGAGAUUUAAAAUCCGUAUCACUGGAUGUAUCAAUAGUUUUGAUUUCUGUUUCAUAUGCUAUUGUGUGGAUGUCUUACUGCUUAUUCAACCCCAAGUUGGAGGACAUUCGUUACAGUUGAGGAGGAAGUUGUGAAUAAAGCUGCUAUAAAACCUUG
Messenger RNA from Rattus rattus (black rat), 4497 nucleotides. It is a transcript of the gene Gnl3l, whose product is annotated as G protein nucleolar 3 like. The record is from RefSeq and is a predicted model, not a curated record. Gene Ontology annotation, molecular function: GTP binding. Gene Ontology annotation, cellular component: nucleolus. The transcript has 15 exons. NCBI's taxonomy places the organism in Eukaryota, Metazoa, Chordata, Mammalia, Rodentia, Muridae. The coding region runs from base 1 to 1842 and encodes 613 amino acids.